AUGGAUGUAUUUGUCGGUCAAGCCCCGGAGUAUGUUGGAUUGGUAUACGGUGCUGUCAAGAUCCUUCUGGUAGCCCAUAUCAGCCAUGCGGAGCUGAAGGAGAAGGUAAAAGAGAAUAUGGAGGUCAUCAAAACGAAAUUCGAGAUUAUGGAUCAUCUCACAGACUAUCAUCCGUCAGAGCGAUUGGUCCUAGCUCUCGGGAGAUUCUAUGACUGCUUCCAACGAUUCGUCGCCAAGGCCUUGAAGUUUUAUUGCAGGAGUCGUCUCAAAAAUGCCUUCAAGGCGUUUACCAAGCCUUGGACUCAGUUGGAACCCAUCGUUCUGUCGAUAGACCAGGUCUACAGUGAAGUGCGCGAUAUCAUCCACUUUUCCAACCAUUUUACGGGUCAAACAGUCCUCACAAAAGUCUCGCAAAUUCUCGAUUUCAUGACGGAAAACACGAUCAGGUUUUCCAAAACGAGCGAUUUCGAGGAGACCUGUCAUCUUUUCCGGCAGCGGGUCGAUGCUAAAAUGGAAGAACACGGAGUUGAUGGCACUCCCGUUGAUACGUCCAACAAUUCUCAAGCCUCGGUGGAGCCUCUAAAUAUGGAAAAUACCUUCGCCAUGCUAUUUACUGAUCUCAAUAAACUCGAGGAUAUCCGGACGCAGAAAUUAAAAAUGGAAGAACAACGCCCCGAGAUGCAUCAAUAUCGUACCACGAAACGCAACAUAUUGAAGGUUGACCAUGUCAUGGAUUGGGUUGAGGCUCAAUCCUCGCAGCUUUUGUGGGUGGAUGGCAGCCAUUCCCUCCGCCGAGAGACAUUCAGUGCCUCAUUUGUCGCGCCGGUGUUGCUAUUGGGAGAGAAUCACUUUGAAACCAGUAUUGUGCUGCGACAUUUCUGCGGUGAUAGCUAUGGCACCAGCGCCAGUAACUAUCCAGCGCUCAUUCAGUCCCUGCUCACUCAGCUAUUCAAGCAGCGUGCUGAUCUUUGGUCGACUGCUUCUACCUCACUUGACCGAGAGAGCGCGAGCAAUAUAUGCGUGCUGUGGAGGGUUUUCGUUGAUGCUCUUCAGAAUGCUCAGGUACCAUGUGUGUUUAUUGUCAUUGACAGCAUCGACAGUCUAGCUUCUCAAAAAACCGCAGAUGGUGUAGAGGAGCGUGAUUUCAUUCUCGGAGCGUUGAACAUCCUGGUACAACAUUCGAAUCUACUCGUGAAAGUCCUACUUACGGCAUCGCUUUCCCAUACCACCCCGCUUGCAGGAACGGACAAUGCAUUGACGUUGGGUACACUUUCAUAUGCCGUUCAGUCACAGAAGUCGAGGCAACUUUCCAAUGCCAUUACGGAGGAAUAUUUGAUGCCCGUUUCGCAUAAAUUUGUCGAAAUUCAAGAGCGCAGAUGCAAAACUAUCCGCUUUACCCAGCUUCCCUUGAUAUACCAGAUCAACUCGACAAUUUAUUGCUGGAAAGAUAGAGUCUUACGAGCCUUUGUUGUGUCUGAGCUUUCUGGGAUGGACCCGGGGCCAUUUGGUACAUACGGACCACUUGUUCUUCGGGCUUGGGCCGUCGAUCAUAAUGGCAAGACUUUUGUCAGGCGAUUCUAUGACUUCCGAGUUCCUUUCUUUUCUCGUGAGAUUGACAUCGUUGACCUAAGUUACAUACCCGCUGGUUAUCUAGCAGACGAAAAUCAGCAUCGCAUGCAGCUGAUUCGGCGGGGUCGACGGUAUUGGAAGCUUGGUAGCGCUGUUCAUUUCAUGGAACAUAACUCAAGCGAGCAGCCUGAACGUGUCGUCAUUGAUCAAACUCUUCGACCCUCGGGAAAUCAUGACCUUUCAAAAUUGGAUGUGGAUUUAAGGACAAUUUUGGAUUCCAAUUUAAAGCCAUUCGUGGCACUUACAUGUCCACCUACCAUCUCGGGAUACGAUUUGACUGACAACACAUGGAGAGAAAUCGAUGUACUGGCAAUCCAAGAUGUACAGUUCCAGCGCAAACCCGAAGAAGUCUUCGAAGACAUUCUUCUUCAGGACGACUCGAAAUACAUACUUCGUGGGAUGAUUGAUAGAUACCGAGACUCGAUAUCUAUCCCCAACGAGUCUGUUCUGAUCAUGUUUCACGGAGGGCCAGGCGUUGGCAAGACAUUCACAGUCAAGUUGGCCGCAGAGUAUACCCGGCGGCCCCUGAUUAGCAUCUCCAUGGCAGAUAUCUUCAAGACGGGCCAGGAUGGGCCAAGGAGAGUAAGGGCCAUCCUGAAAAUGGCUAGCCAUUGGAAUGCCCUAGUCUCUCUAGAGAAUGCCGAGCUUCUGUCCGAAGAAGAGUCCAAACAAGACUCACCACAACAUGCGAAUGUCUUAUCAAUCAUUCAAAUUCUUGAAAGGCACCACGGUCUAGUAUUUCUGAUCACGGAUCGAGUUGGAGCCGUGAAUAUGAAUCUUAUUACUCGAACAGCAUUGGCAAUCAAUCUCCCGCCACUGGAUGAGAGCUCCCAGAUCAGGAUUCUUCAAAGCCUGGCAGCGUCUCAUAGCGGAAUUGUUCGAGAGGGAAUUCAAGCUGUCGCAUCUGGAUGGCGUUCCUGGAAAACUACUAAAGGGAUGAACGGCUGGCAAAUACAGCGGGGAGUGACGGCGGCAUUGGAAUUAUCAAGGAGCGAGGAAAAUCAGUUCGACUUGAAGCUACUAGAAAAAACCUUCUCAUCACAGGUGCAGUUUCAGUCCUACUUAUGGACUCUCGGUCGCGAUUCAGACGCUGCGCUCCAGAGAAAUCACCGGAAUGACAGGUUUGUUAGCCGUGCCGAUCCUUUGUUUGGAAUCGGUAAAAAUUGA
Molecule: messenger RNA, 2796 nt
Organism: Penicillium manginii
Lineage: Eukaryota; Fungi; Ascomycota; Eurotiomycetes; Eurotiales; Aspergillaceae
Exons: 4
Coding region: 1-2796 (931 amino acids)
Molecular function (GO): ATP binding; ATP hydrolysis activity
Source: RefSeq, a predicted model, not a curated record